AUGGAGCAACUACAAGAAACUCCUUUCAUGGAGCAACUAAAAGAAACUCCUCUCAUGGAGCAACUAAAAGAAACUCCUCUCAUGGAGCAACUACAAGAAACUCCUUUCAUGGAGCAACUAAAAGAAACUCCUCUCAUGGAGCAACUACAAGAAACUCCUCUCAUGGAGCAACUACAAGAAACUCCUCUCAUGGAGCAACUACAAGAAACUCCUCUCAUGGAGCAACUACAAGAAACUCCUCUCAUGGAGCAACUACAAGAAACUCCUCUCAUGGAGCAACUACAAGAAACUCCUCUCAUGGAGCAACUACAAGAAACUCCUCUCAUGGAGCAACUACAAGAAACUCCUCUCAUGGAGCAACUACAAGAAACUCCUCUCAUGGAGCAACUACAAGAAACUCCUCUCAUGGAGCAACUACAAGAAACUCCUCUCAUGGAGCAACUACAAGAAACUCCUCUCAUGGAGCAACUACAAGAAACUCCUCUCAUGGAGCAACUAAAAGAAACAUCUUCAAAGUCGCCGAUGGCGCCACCUGAAAAAAUAAGCGAGUACUUCAUGGUGAUCAGCUGGCUGUGGAACUACAGUGCAGGAAAUUAA
Aplysia californica (California sea hare) is the source of this 597-nucleotide messenger RNA. Its product is annotated as hydroxysteroid dehydrogenase-like protein 2. The record is from RefSeq and is a predicted model, not a curated record. The coding region runs from base 1 to 597 and encodes 198 amino acids. Lineage: Eukaryota; Metazoa; Mollusca; Gastropoda; Aplysiida; Aplysiidae. The transcript has a single exon.